AUGUCAUCGUCGCAUCCCAUAAAUCGACGGAUUCUACAAGUCCGGCACCUUCCGAGAGCAUUCACCGAGACUCAAUCCACAGCUCUCCUGAAGGGACACGGAGCUCAUACAGUCACUUUUCAGAGGAAAAGCGUUUUCGCAUUUUUCGACAGCGAGGCAUCUGCUCGCCAAGCCAUGCAGGCUUUACAUCAACUUCAUCUGAACGAAUCGGUGCUAUUAGUGACAUUCGCCCGCGCAAAUUAUCCUUCUCUGCCUCUCUUGCCUCCGGUUCUCGGUCAGCAGCAGGUGCCGAGCGAAGAAGGAAUGAUCCGCAAGCUUCACGCAAUCGCUCCUCAUUUGAAUUUCAAUUAUAUUCUGAAUCCAAUGGUGAAGUACAAAUACCCUCCGAUAAACGACACGAUACUGGCCAACAUCUGCGAAGCCUUGCGAGACAACUCAAACUUCUACACCCAAGUCCUACAUCUCAUGAACAAGAUGUGUAUACCACCCCCGUUCCGACGGAAGGCGGUGCCGAGCCGAGUUUUCCAGAGAUCGUCACGUGACACGUACACGCAAAUCACUUCGGACUCAGAAUCUGAUCUCUCAGAUGCCGAGAACGUCCCACGGAGAGCUAAGCGGAGAGCCCGGGUCGGAACAGCUGCUCUCGAGAUGAAACCGAUUCGGAAACCGAAAACCGAUAUCCCGAUUGGUAAGCUUCUACCGGAAAGCUCCCCGAUGGACGUCAGCCUAUGCUUCGAGUCUCCCCAAAUACGCAGACUUGAAAUUGUUCCCAUCCAUUCCGUCGGUCAUGGCCAUGCGGAGCUGGACCCGGCUCCAGGAGAAGGAUUCGGUCGGAUCGAUCCACCACAGCCAGAAGAAGGAACGCCCGAAAUUCUUCCGAAAUUCGACUUUGUGUCCGCUGAAUUCCGCGACGUGGGGACCAUGGAGCGACUCUCGAUCAAGGACAGCAUCGAUCAUGCGGCUUUCCGAAACUACGAAGAAGGAGACGUCUGUGUUCGUUUGUACCUGAAAAACCUUCAUAAGUCCACCACCGAAGAAGAACUCUUCAGCGUAUUCGGACAGUUCGUCCCGGACAACGAUGCCGAAAGAGCCAUCUUCGACAUCAAACUCAUGAAGUCCGGCCGAAUGAGGGGCCAAGCAUUUGUCACAUACGGGUCUGUACCAGCCGCUGAGAGAGCUCUCGAACUCACAAACCGAGUUAUCCUGAACGGCAAACCGAUGUCAGUACAAUUCGCGAAAGCGGCUCGCGUUGAAAGUUGA
Galendromus occidentalis (western predatory mite) is the source of this 1260-nucleotide messenger RNA. Its product is annotated as RNA-binding region-containing protein 3. Gene Ontology annotation, cellular component: U12-type spliceosomal complex. Gene Ontology annotation, molecular function: U12 snRNA binding; pre-mRNA intronic binding. NCBI's taxonomy places the organism in Eukaryota, Metazoa, Arthropoda, Arachnida, Mesostigmata, Phytoseiidae. Gene Ontology annotation, biological process: mRNA splicing, via spliceosome. Bases 1 to 1260 code for a protein of 419 amino acids. The transcript has a single exon. The record is from RefSeq and is a predicted model, not a curated record.